Molecule: messenger RNA, 3463 nt
Organism: Frieseomelitta varia
Lineage: Eukaryota; Metazoa; Arthropoda; Insecta; Hymenoptera; Apidae
Product: cilia- and flagella-associated protein 206-like
Exons: 13
Coding region: 724-2583 (619 amino acids)
Biological process (GO): regulation of cilium beat frequency
Cellular component (GO): ciliary basal body; axoneme
Source: RefSeq, a predicted model, not a curated record
GAUAUCACUCGGCAUGUUUCUUGGGCGGCGAAUCGCAAUGCACAAUGCUCACGCGAACGUCAUGACAACCGGUAAAUCACGUUUUUACGUUCCCGUGCUCUAUCUGCUUUCGUGACGCACACACCACACCGUACUAGCCACCCAACCCGACUGCUCCGCCGGUUUGGACUGUUGCGACACCUCUGACGGAUCUUCGACCCCCACCUCGCCGCGAGUAUCGAGCCAUCGAAAUUCACGAACACUCACGAACUUUGCCGAGCUCGUAGCGCGCCGACUACAGCCACAUUUAAAACGCUUACGUUACGUUCAUCUGUUUCUCGUUACAGUAUCUCUGCUCCUUCUUUUCCCCUCCUAAUUCUUUGAUAAGAAUUAUCCGUCAUUUCUUCUUUCUUGACCUCUGUAAAUAAGAAUUGCCAAUCAACGCAUAUUAAUAGCAGAGAUACGGAAAUCAUGAAACUGCUUUAUUUGGAGUAGAGCAACCAAGGCAAGGGAAAAUUUUUUAAAAAUGUUUGAUGGUUUGAUAUAAAAUUUUUAAAGAAAAUGUCCUUCCUUUUUUUGAAGAAAAGGUAAAGUAAUAAAAUUGGAUUAAACGGAUAUUAAGCUCCGAAUGUAAAAGGCGGGGUUUGGAGUAUCGAUCAAACUGUACAAAGGAGAACCGACAGAAUCGAUUGACGUUAAUUUAAAACGCUACUUCGUCCAACCAGUUGGUUUUACAUUUUUAUCAUGGAUAACUUACGAAGGCAAGUGAUAGAUGAUAUAAUCAUCACUUGCCAAGAAAACAACGUGGACGUGACUGAAGAUUUUGUUUCCUUUUUGCUCACUUUGUUUCAAUUAAAUCCUGUAUAUGGGCUUAAAGUAGACGACGAAGAAAACAAUAAGAAAAUUGUUCAGGCAAUAGUUGAAAAGAUAUGCGAUCAAGAUAAACCAAGUUUAACGACAUUGAAAAGUCAAUUAUAUUUUGCGAAACACUAUCAUGAUAGAGACGAAACUGUUAAGCGACACAGACUACGACUGCAUCAAAAAACUGGACCAAUAGUGGCAGAAAUUUGUCAAACUGAGAAACUUGCGAAUAAACAGGAGUCAGAAAAAUUAUACCAAAAGAUGUUGGUGGUCAUUACGUUUUUGAGUGGUCUUGGAAAUCCUACUGUACCUUCUGUGCUGAGAGAAGUGUCGGUAGCAUUGCAAAGCGUCUUUCAACCUUCAGAAUUGGAACAAUACAUAAAAAUGUCUAAGCGAGAAAAGGAAGAACAGCUAAUGGAAUUAAUGUGCAUAGUCGCAGGAAUACGUCUAUUUAAUAGAGAUUGUCAACGGGGAGGCGAGGGUAUCGAUGAUUUGCCAGCUAUUUUGCAAAGAGCUAUCGAAAAGACCCGUGACUGUAUCGUGGAAUUUCUAGAAAAUUUAAUGUCAAGAAUAUAUAAAUUUACCGCGCUCGCCGACAAAAUAAUUUUCAUUAAAGAAUUAAUACCAUUUGACGUUUAUACAAAAGAGAAUGUAAACUGGGCAAUCGAGAUGUUGAGUGCAUCUCGACAGCAAGAAAUUUACAUCAGGAAAUUGUUGAGCGACGUAGAACAUAGUGAAAAAGAAAUAAAAAAUUACAUGGAACGGCUACAAGAGCGUCUUUUUAAACUUCACGAUACAGUAAGAUACAGAACUGCCAUUCCUACCGUUCAAGUAUAUGUAAGAAAUCACAUUCCACAAUUUAUCGAUUUGGCGGAUAUAUGGAUGGGACUUCAAGAUGAAGUUAUUGUACUAAGUCGUAUUAACAACUUUUUCUGGGAACUUCAAACUUUGGGAGCAAAGACUGUGAAUGUAUACAACGAACAGCUAUUGAACGAAAUGCUGUCUGACGCAGAAAUCCUCACAGAUGCUGAAAGAUUAGAGCGGUCAAUGGGUGAAAUAAUAAGUGAAUGCGGCCAGUGCACUAUCUAUCAUCCUAAUGAAACCAAAGAUUUUGAAAAUAUAAAUUUAGAAUUUCUAGGAUUUUGCGCGUGGAAGUUCGUUAAUGGAUACGGAGCAUUGAUCCCAGGAAAUCCGAAUAAUGGUGUUAUUAAAUGGAGAGGAAAGUAUUAUGUAUUCUGCUCAAUUGCAACAGCCCUACACUUCGGUGAAGAUCCUGAUAGGUGUACUUAUGAGGCUCUUGAUUAUAUACGCAAUCACUUUGAAUAUGUAUAUUUGUUUCAAGUAUACGACGACAUUCGUGCUCUACAAACGCAGGAAGUGCUAUCGGAAGAAGGACCUCAGUUGAAAACUUGCCAACAUCAAAUGGUUCAAACAGAUUUGCAUAUACUUCCACCUUUUAUCGACAAGAAUUAUUCUUCGAGCAUCUGGGAACUAAGAAACAGAGCGCUGCAUUUAGCAACUAUAAGCAAAUAUAAGACACAUAGUACGCAAACAUAUAAAUCCAACUUCCGAUAUGGCAUUUACGUACAAACAGCUCCGCCUCGAAACAAAGAAGUUCAAACGAGAAGAGAUAAUUAUAUGAACACAAAGAAACUGUUAACUUAUAUCUUUGGUUUGCGGGGGAGACGCGAUGAUAAUCAACACGUAUUAUCUUUUUUAGAAGACGAACUCGAACAUUUAUAAACAUUUAGUUCUAUAUAUGAAUUUGAUAUCAGUUUUGAAGGACAAACUGGAUAGGAGUGUACGAGGACACCUAUGAUAAAAUUAAGCUACAAAGGGCACUCUUAAAAAAAAAAUGAAAGCAAUAUUUUUUAAUAAUAUUCUCAAAUACAUUCACGAAAUAUCAGGGCAUAACCUGUACUUUUCUUCGUUUAAAAAACAAACUGAUAUUAUAAUUUGUUAUUCCUUGUAUACGUUUAUCAUUAUCUCCAUUGUAAUGUUUUCAUUAUUAUUAAUCGUUUGAAAUGAUUUCAUUGUGGCUCCCAUUAAUUUAGGCCAGCAUUCAUUAAUUUAUAUUCAAAAUACACAAAUUUUUCCAUACAACGAGGUGUGAAUAUCCACACUAGGAGUAAUUCUAUACCUCGCAUCAUCAACCUAUCUUAUUUUCUACAAUUCAACAUUACGCAGUGCUGCACAUAUUGUGACUUUUAAUAUGCAUGCAUCGUAUCUUCACUGAAUACAUUAUUUUACCAUUAAAUCUUAAAAGUUAGGUCAAUUUUUUACACCAAGAACCUAUAUUACGACAAUAAUUAUUAAUUACAUGAUAAUACAAUUAAAUUUUGCUUAAUAAUAAUUUUAGUGUAUAAUGUAACAAUUAUACAGAAGAGGUACAGGAUGUUGAUUUUUCGCAUUGUCUUUCUCUUAAUUUUUAUCAUAUUCUUUUAGCCUUACCACAUAUCAUUUCCCCUCUUACCCCUCUCUCUUUUUCUCACUCUCUCUCUCUCUCUCUCUCUCUCUCUUUCUGCUGUCAAAACUGUUUAUCUCUCAGUUACAUCCAUUGCCGAAAGUAACCAACGUUAAAAAUAAGAAGAUGAAAAUAUUGUGUGAUAUUUGAGCGGCAGUU